AUGGACGUCCAGCAGGUCAACUCGCGGGUCAUCCACGAGGAGCCCGACACGGUCUACCAGGUCGAGGCCGACGGCGCCUCGGGCAAGCACCCCGCAGCUGCUGAUGCCCAACAAGGUGGUGCGGACGGAGGACAGGUCGAGCGGCAGAUGACGGCCCUCUCGAGCGCCUCCUACGAAGAGACCUAUCCCGAAGGCGGCUGGGCGGCGUGGAUUGUCGUCAUGGGUUCCUUCUUUGCCCUCUUUUCUGCCAUGGGCCUCAUGAACAGCAUCGCCAUCUUCCAGGCCUACACGCUGGACCACCAGCUCAAGGGCUACAGCGAGGGCACCGUUGGCUGGAUCUACUCCAUCUACACAUUUCUCGCCUUUUUCGGCGGCGUCUACUUUGGACCCAUCUUUGACAAGUACGGACCCCGGUGGCUUAUAAUCAGCGGUGCCGUCUGCGUCACGGGCGCCAUGGUUGGCAUGAGCUUCUGCACCAAACUCUGGCACUUUAUUCUGUCCUUUGGCAUCCUGGGCGGCCUCGGAACGUCUCUCAUCUUCACCCCGUGCAUCGCCGCCGUCGGCCACUGGUUCAAGGCCCGUCGUGGCUUCGCCACCGGCAUCGCCACUUGCGCAGGUGGGCUUGGCGGCAUCAUCUUCCCCCUCAUGCUGACGGACCUCUUUGAGCGCAUCGGCUACGGCUGGGCCACGCGCGUCGUGGCCCUCAUCUGCCUCGUCUGCAGCAGCAUCGGCAUCCUGCUCGUGCGGUCCCGCCUCCCGCCGGCCCAAAACGCCACGGCGCACCCGGACCCGCGCAUCUUCCGCCAGGUGCCCUUUACGCUCGCCACCAUUGGCAUCUUCCUGCUCGAGUUCUCCCUCUUCAUCCCCCUCGCCUACAUCUCGACGUACGCCAUACACAAGGGGUUCAGCCAGGCGUACGCCUACCACCUCAUCCCCAUCAUGAACGCCGGCUCCGUCGUCGGUCGCAGCCUGCCAGGCUACUACGCCGAUGUCAUCGGCGCCUUCAACACCUGCUUGCUGUCGGUGCUCCUCGCCCUCGUGGCGUGCCUCUGCAUCUGGCUGCCGCUCGGCCACACCAGUGCCGGCAUCAUCGUCUUCUCCGUGCUCUUUGGCUUCGCUAGCGGCACGAGCAUCGCCAUCGCGCCCGUCUGCAUCGGCCGCAUGUGCAAGACGCAAGAGUACGGCCGCUACUACGCCACCACCUACACCGUCGUCUCCUUUGCCUGCCUGAUUGGCAUUCCCAUUGCCGGAAGCAUCGUCCAGGCCAACGGCGGCGAGUAUCAGCAGCUCAUCAUUUUUACCGGCUGCAUCUAUGUCGGCUCCGCCGCGUUCCUCAUCUGGGCCAAGGCGGCCAAGCUCGGCUGGCAGAACUGGCUCGCCGCGUACUAA
This is a messenger RNA of Akanthomyces muscarius, 1389 nucleotides long. RefSeq lists its product as uncharacterized. Bases 1 to 1389 code for a protein of 462 amino acids. The transcript is spliced from 2 exons. Gene Ontology annotation, biological process: transmembrane transport. The record is from RefSeq and is a predicted model, not a curated record. NCBI's taxonomy places the organism in Eukaryota, Fungi, Ascomycota, Sordariomycetes, Hypocreales, Cordycipitaceae. Gene Ontology annotation, molecular function: transmembrane transporter activity. Gene Ontology annotation, cellular component: fungal-type vacuole membrane.